Messenger RNA from Beta vulgaris subsp. vulgaris (sugar beet), 2042 nucleotides. Its product is annotated as pentatricopeptide repeat-containing protein At1g60770. Lineage: Eukaryota; Viridiplantae; Streptophyta; Magnoliopsida; Caryophyllales; Amaranthaceae. Gene Ontology annotation, cellular component: mitochondrion. Bases 171 to 1643 code for a protein of 490 amino acids. The transcript has 2 exons. The record is from RefSeq and is a predicted model, not a curated record. Gene Ontology annotation, molecular function: protein binding.
UAGUUAUUUUACAACUUAUCCAAACAGCACAAACCCUUCUCUCUCAGAAUCCAUAUUUACACACCUGAGUACCUGACGCAUUGUUCAAAACCCAACCAAGCAAAAACCCACUAAAACCCUAGCAAAUCAAAACGCAUUGUUCCAUUUCCCAGAUUUGGAAACACGGAAAAAUGGCGUCGAUUUCACUGAAAGGAAAGACGAAAAACAUAGCAAACAGGUCGAAAAAGUAUGUAGAAGAAGCUUUAUACCGUAAGCUAUUUAAAGAAGGAGGAGAUGAGGUCACUGUUCGUCAUCAAUUAAAUUUGUUCAUCAAAAGUCACAAAAGAGCUUACAAAUGGGAAGUCGGGGAUACCAUCAAGAAGUUGCGGGAUCGCAAGCACUAUUAUGCUGCUCUCAAGCUUUCAGACACUAUGGCUAGCAGGGGAAUGAACAUGACGUUAAGUGACCAAGCUAUCCACCUUGAUCUUAUUGCCAAGACUCACGGCAUUCCUGCUGCUGAGAAUUACUUCAUUGAUCUCCCUGAAUCAUCGAAAUACAUAGAGUGUUAUGGUUCCCUUCUUAAUUGUUAUUGUAAGGAGUUGAUUUCUGAUAAAGCUGAAGCACUUAUGGAGAAGAUGAUGGAACUCGGCCUCCCAAUUACAGCCAUGUCUUACAAUAGCCUGAUGACUAUGUACACCAAAAGCGGUCAGCCUGAAAGAGUACCUGCUUUGGCACAAGAAAUGAAGGCCUCUAACAUCAUGCUACAACCAUACACAUAUAAUGUCUGGAUGAGAGCUUUAGCAGCUAGUAAUGAUAUAUAUGGGGUUGAAAGGGUUUUGGAUGAGAUGAAGCGGGAUGGACGAGUAGCAGAAGAUUGGACAACAUACAGUAAUUUAGCCUCAAUCUAUGUUGAUGCUGGGAUGUCUGACAAGGCUGAGAAUGCUCUGAAGGAGCUUGAGAAGCGGAAUAAAUCCAAAGAGCUUUCACCAUUCCAAUUCCUCAUUACUUUAUAUGGAAAAACUGAGAAUUUGCUUGAGGUUUAUCGUGUUUGGCGCUCUUUAAGGCUCACAUUUCCUAAAACUCCAAAUAUUGCUUACUUGAAUAUGAUUCAAGUGUUGGUCAACUUGAAAGAUAUACCAGGUGCAGAGAAAUGCUUCAGUGAAUGGGAAUCUAGUUGUACGACUUAUGAUAUUCGGAUCGCAAACAGUCUUAUUGGAUAUUACAUCAAAGAGGGUUUCUUGGAGAAAGCUCAAGAGCUCAAACAGCGUGCUGGAGGGAGAGGGGCUAAGCCCAAUGCUAGAACUUGGGAGAUCUUUUUAGAUCAUCAUAUGAAGCAAGGGGAAAUUGAGUCAGCAGUUAAUUGUGUGGAAAAUGCGAUCACCACAGGUAGAGGAGACGGAACUAAGUGGGUCCCAAAAGUCGAGAUAGUCAAUGGAAUUAUGCAACUGUUUGAACAGAAGAGGGAUGUCGAUGGGGCUGAAGGUUUCAUGGAGCUUGUGAAGAAAGCUGUGGAUAAGUUGUGGGCAGAGGCAUUUGAAUCAUUGAUAAGAACAUACGCAGCUGCUGGGAGGACUAGUCCUUCCAUGCGUCGUCGUUUGAAGAUGGAAAAUGUAGAGGUAAACGAGGAAUGCAAGAAGUUGCUCGACACCGUUACUGCAGAAUAGAGUUUUCCUUGGUUUUGACCUGUAAUUCUUACAAUUUUUUGGCUAGUUGAUGAGCUUAUGCUUACUGAUGUUCUUUCAAUAAUGGAUAUGACCCAUGUGGCGGUUACUUUUUUGGAUGUGCGAGGGUGGAAUUUUAGUUCUCAUCUUUGUUCCAUGCAUUACACUACAUCAGGUAAAUUCCGUAUCCGUAGGCUCUAGCUGUUGGCUCUGCAUUCUGGGAGAUGGGUGAACUUUGUUUGCAUUUAGCAACUUAGCCUACUGCCUAUAGAUGGCAGAACUCUUUGGUCACUGUCUCAGAUCAAUAAUCAUCUGAGUGUAUGAAACUGCGGUUUAUUGAAACCAAAGAUUCUGUAAGUCAAGUGUUGGUAAUUUCAUAUCCCUACUCUGCUUUGAGAUAAA